Messenger RNA from Hansenula anomala, 288 nucleotides. RefSeq names its product coiled-coil domain-containing protein 124. Gene Ontology annotation, molecular function: transcription coactivator activity. The transcript has a single exon. The record is from RefSeq and is a predicted model, not a curated record. Gene Ontology annotation, biological process: transcription by RNA polymerase II. The annotation marks the transcript as partial. NCBI's taxonomy places the organism in Eukaryota, Fungi, Ascomycota, Saccharomycetes, Phaffomycetales, Wickerhamomycetaceae. Gene Ontology annotation, cellular component: nucleus.
AGUGCUUCUGGUAUCGAUAGUGCAUUGGAAGCUUUAACAUUGACCAAAAAAGCGGGUGCAGUCUCUGAUAAAGAUAUUGAUAGACAUCCAGAAAGAAGAUUCAAAGCUGCUUAUGCUGCAUUCGAAGAACAAAGAUUACCAGAAGCUAGAAAGGAAAACCCUGGUCUAAGAUUACAACAAGUUAAACAGCUACUUUUCAAGGAGUUUGAGAAAUCACCAGAAAAUCCAUUCAAUCAAGCUACUAAUCUUGCUCAUAAUGCUACACAAGAAGAUGUUGCUGCUUUGAAA